AUCCCAGGUGGAUAAUUUAAACUGUCUCCCCUAAUUCUGCUUGUUCGUUUUAAGAUAGGGAGGAGCGGAGAAGAGAGCAUACAGAGACUCAUUUCUGACUGUCUCCUGAAUACUGUGAGCAGCUAAGUAGCAGUUCUUUCUGACACCAUUAAGAAGAAAAAUGUCCGUGACAUUGCAUACAGAUGUUGGUGAUAUUAAAAUAGAAGUCUUCUGUGAGAGGACACCCAAAACCUGCGAGAAUUUCUUGGCUCUUUGUGCCAGUAAUUACUACAGUGGCUGUAUAUUCCAUAGAAAUAUCAAGGGUUUUAUGGUUCAAACAGGAGAUCCAACGGGUACUGGAAGAGGAGGUAACAGUAUUUGGGGCAGGAAGUUUGAGGAUGAAUAUAGUGAAUAUCUCAAGCACAAUGUUAGAGGUGUUGUAUCUAUGGCUAAUAAUGGCCCAAAUACCAAUGGUUCUCAGUUCUUCAUCACUUAUGGAAAGCAACCACAUCUGGACAUGAAAUACACAGUAUUUGGAAAAGUAAUAGAUGGUCUGGAGACUCUAGAUGAAUUGGAGAAGUUGCCAGUAAAUGAGAAGACAUACCGGCCUCUUAAUGAUGUACACAUUAAGGACAUAACUAUUCAUGCCAAUCCGUUUGCUCAGUAGCUUUAAUAGACCUGGGCAAAUACUUGGCAGACUAUUCAGGGGACACAGCUAUGUUAUUUACCCAGCUGUAAUUAUGUCAGAGAUUGCCGCAUCUUCCUGCUUGUUUACCAUUAACAAGGAGUCCAUGGUACCAAGAGAAGACAGUCAUAUUUUACUCCUAUUCUUGGAGUGUAUUCUUUUCCUACCAUUAUUAUUUCAUGUAUUUCUAUAUGUUUAAUUUUUUGGGGAGGGGAUCAUACCCAGCAGUGCUCAGGAGCUAUUCCUGGUUCUGUGCUCAGGAGUGAACACUGGUAGUGCCCUGUGAUCCAGGCCUCCUGUGUGCUUU
Messenger RNA from Sorex fumeus (smoky shrew), 971 nucleotides. RefSeq names its product peptidylprolyl isomerase like 3 (gene PPIL3). The transcript has 7 exons. The record is from RefSeq and is a predicted model, not a curated record. Gene Ontology annotation, biological process: protein peptidyl-prolyl isomerization; protein folding. Gene Ontology annotation, cellular component: catalytic step 2 spliceosome. Bases 161 to 646 code for a protein of 161 amino acids. Lineage: Eukaryota; Metazoa; Chordata; Mammalia; Eulipotyphla; Soricidae. Gene Ontology annotation, molecular function: peptidyl-prolyl cis-trans isomerase activity.